UACCCAGCUACCGGAAAAUUUAUCACCACCCAACUGAGAUGUAAUGCAGCUAAAUCAUAGUUUUUCAUAUGAGCAUGGAAAGGACCCUGAAAUUGGGGUUGACACUUGACAGGCAUGCCCAUUUCUUCAGCAGAAAUCCCACAAAUAAAUCUUGAAGAAAUGGUCUCCAAGCACCCAGAGUCCUGCGGAAAGUGCUAGGCAAAUGAACCCCAUGCCUAGCUGGUUGGUCUUGAGAGUUAAAAAUCUUGACUGAUGGUCCUAGCCAAAUUUCAAGCGAGAUACCCCACAUGGUCUUGAUUGAGUAUCACUAUAAAGGUUUAGUUGAUGCCAAAUUCAAGGUAAACAUAAAUUAAAUUAAUGAAUAAAGAUAUGAAAUGAGAUGAUGAUUUUAAAUUUAGGCCUUGUUGGGAUUGAUUUCUUAGACAACUUUUAUGCUUAUUUGCUUAAUUUUAUUUGAACUUUCGGUUUUAAAAGUUCAUGUUUAACAAAAAAUAUUUUUGCAUUAACGAAUCCUCUAACGAGGCCUUAAUAUCAUAAAAUUCGAAAUGAAAGGAAAAACUUAACAUUAUCAUGUAAAUUAAUACCAUUAAAUAGAAAUUUUUAUGUUGAUUAUAAAAUUUAAAUCAAAGGAAAAACUUAACAUGAACAUGAGAAUUGACUUGUUAGACCCCAUGCAAAACAAUCAUCAACCCACAUAUAAAUUGAAAUGUUGGAGCAAUUAAUUAAAAAUGUUUUCUUGUGUAGUAAGUUAGAUAGUAGAAGAGAGUAAUAUUUUGCUUAGAUUUGAAUGGACAUAUGUUGGUGGUUGCAAUAAUGAUAAAUAAAGCAAUUUUGUUGGGAGCAACUUGCCAAUCUUGAGACCAUACAACUCAUCCUUCUCACAAGGACUCGCUCAAUAGUCAAUGGCUAUUAUCCCUACCAUGGACAACGAACCAACAUCUCCACCUCACCCCCCACAUGCUAAAUUAAGACCCCUCAUUUCUCAGCUCCCAAACACACAUUUCCUCCUUUUUUUUCCUCCCCCAUAUAUCUCAAAGCAUUACUAACUAGAACAAAAGAGAAGAAACAGGGAAAAAAGAGCAACAAAAAAUCCCACGUGCUAAAGCUCUUCAAGGCCGGAAUAUCAAUCUCCGGCCAACCAACACGGCUAUUGCCUUCUACCCCGGCAAUGUCGACAACCUCCGUCCAUCACACACACCCAGAUGCCUACGCCCCGCCCAUAACUGUAAUCCUAACUGUCAUUCUUCUCGUCUUCUUCUUUCUUGGUUUUUUCUCUGUAUACUUUUGUAGGUGUUUCAUGGGAAACCUCUCCCAUACAUGGCUAGGCCGAAGUCCUUCUGGCACGCAUGGACCGGGCGGCUCUUCUGCUGUCCAUGGCCUUGAUCCUUCUAUUAUAGAUUCAUUUCCCACUUUUGUAUAUUCAACAGUUAAAGACUAUCGGGAACAAAAGUAUGGCCUAGAAUGCGCCAUUUGCCUGUCCGAAUUCGAGGAUGAUGAUAUGCUUCGCCUUUUGACAGUGUGCUACCAUGUUUUUCAUCAUGAUUGCAUUGACCUUUGGCUUGGAUCCCAUAACACAUGUCCGGUUUGUCGUAGGAGCCUGGAUGUGCCAUUGAAGUCGCUAGAAAAGUCCCCGGCUAACAAUAAUACCAUGCAGGACAUUGAUGAGAAUGAGUCACUGGACGAUGAGUGUAGCAUUGCGAUUAAGGACGGAGACGAGGAAUGCAGAGGAGGAAGCAGCACAGGAGGAGCUACCAAUGCCCACGGUUUACAAAUUGUAGAGAAUAAGGAGGGGAAGUUUUCAAGGUCACAUUCCACCGGGCAUUCCAUAGCUUGGACAAAAGGAGAGGAGGAUAAACAUACAUUGAUAUUGCCUGAACAUGUGAAAGCCAAGAUUACAAGGGGACAUAAUUGGAGUUGCACCACAUUUGGUGACUACUCCCGCUAUAGGAACAAAGGUAAAGGUGGCGUUGGUGAGGUUUCAGGAUUUUCAGGCAGCAACGAGGACAAUGUUUAAAAUUUUUCCCUUUUUCUUUCCUCAUUUGUUUUUUUUUUUUGGUUUCUUUAGCACAAGAGAUAUUAAGGAAAGUAGUAGAUGAAUUCAUCAUCUCUUGUUUUGCUUUUAAAGUUAAGUAGGAACCGUUAGCAUAGCUUGUUAAAAACACUAAAAUUUGAGGAUUAAUUCAGUUACGGAUUUUAUUUUA
Vitis vinifera (wine grape) is the source of this 2201-nucleotide messenger RNA. RefSeq names its product RING-H2 finger protein ATL29. Lineage: Eukaryota; Viridiplantae; Streptophyta; Magnoliopsida; Vitales; Vitaceae. The coding region runs from base 1169 to 2014 and encodes 281 amino acids. The transcript has a single exon. The record is from RefSeq and is a predicted model, not a curated record.